Messenger RNA from Hyposmocoma kahamanoa, 4570 nucleotides. RefSeq lists its product as uncharacterized. The transcript has 4 exons. The record is from RefSeq and is a predicted model, not a curated record. Lineage: Eukaryota; Metazoa; Arthropoda; Insecta; Lepidoptera; Cosmopterigidae. The annotation marks the transcript as partial.
AUGUUCGGCGAAUAUCGGUCCCUCUCUUACUGUCUAGUGGCCAUCUUCGUAGCCACCGAUGCCGAGGGCACCAGAGAGGAAAGCGAUUUAUCUUUUUCGCGUAUAACAGUUCGCGGCGCACGUGGUGGUCAGUGCACCGAUAGCUCGAUAGCAUCUUGCAGUGACUACGUGGCGAACCCUGACGGCAGGGACGAGGAGGAAUUUAUUGUUAACAUUCGUGACCAAGUCAUCAGCGCCAUUAAACUUGAAAUACCUAACCUACUAAAGACUGUCAUAAAAAAUGAACUUGCCCCACUUAGAAACAGUUUCAAUGAGCUCUGCAAGUCUGUCGAUUUUUUAAGUAAUAAAUAUGACGAAUUGUGUAAGUCGGUUGUUACUGUUACUGAAGAGAAUAGUCAAUUGAAAAAAGAUAAUAUCGAACUACAAUCAUCAUUAACACAAAUCUGGUCUCGUGUCAACGACCUUGAACAGCACCUCAGGGAAAACAAUCUGGAGAUUCACGGUGUGCCUGAGAACCGAAGUGAGAACAUACUUACAGUUGUAAAGCAGUGUGCUUCAGCUAUUGGUCACAAAGUCGACGACACUGAUAUCGUGAAUUACACAAGAGUGGCCAAACAAGAUAAGGAGAGCUACGAGACUCGACUUAACGAGUUUGAUUUAUUGACUCUGGAGAGACCUAGAAUCGAAAGAAGUAUAAUGAACAUAUUCGAUGAUGAAAAAACCCGUAAAGGUGCAUUGUGUCGAGAAAAAGAAAGAAUAGGAACAAGGUGGGCUAGGGCAUUACAAGUAGUCACAACUAGUCAUGAGCAAACUAUUAAAAAAGUUGAUGCACCAAGAGGGAACAAAUUUUAUGACAAGCCUGGUGGGACCGAACACAAUGCGAAAAGUGAGAAAAGAAGUGUUGUUAACAAAGAAAAAGAUAAAUUAUGUAUAAAUUGGAAUAAAGCAUCUCAAAAAGUCACAAUUGUUAAAGAGCAAAUUGCUGAAAAAGUAGAUGAACCCGAAACAAGGAACUUGUGUACUAGUGCGAAAAGACCUGUUGGGACAGAAAAUGAUAAACCAACAAAGGGGACUUUGUAUGACAAGUUGAAUAGGUCUGGCCGAUUCGAACAAAAUGUAGAGUGUAAUGAAAGAAACAUCAUUAAAAAAGAAAAAAAAGCAUUGGCAUCUGAGAGGGAUAAGUCUCAAAGAGUCGCAAUUGACGGAGAGCAAAUGACCAGAAAGGAUUAUGAACCGCAAAAAAGGAGUUUGUAUGAUAGGUUGAACCGACCUGGUGGACUCGAAUGUAAUGCAAAAUGUGAACAAAAAAAAGUUAUUAACAAAGAAAAAAAAGGAUUGCCUACAGACUGCGAUAAAGUAUCACGAAAAAUCACAACUGAGAAUGAACGAAUUGCCAGAAAAGUUAAUAAACCGGAAAAGGAGAGUUUGUAUGCCUUGUCGAGAAAUCCUGUUGGGACUGAAAAUAUAGAAUGUGAAGAAAGGAACGUUAUUAACAAAGAAAAAGAAAGAUUAACUACAGAGUGGUAUAGCACAUCCCAAAAAGCCCCAAUUGGCAAUGAGCAAACUGUCAGAAAAUAUGACAAACCGGAAAAAGACAGUUUGUAUGUUAAGUUGAACAGGCCCAGUGAAAUCGAACAUAAUGCAGACUGUGAAGAAAAAUACGUUAUUAACAAAGUAAAAGAAGGAUUAGCACCAGAAAGGGGUGGAACACCCCAAAAAAUCGCAAACAACAGAGAGCCAACGACCAGAAAAGGUUACGAACCGCAAAAAGAGAGUUUGUAUGACAGGUUGAACACGCUUGGAGGAAUUAAAUUUAAAGCAGAAUGUGACGAAAGGAACGACAAAGAAAAUGAAAGAUUAGCGACAGAGAUGGGUAGAGCAUUUCAAAAAAUAGCAAUUGAUAGUGAGCAAACCACCAGAAAAGAUUAUGAACUGCAAAAAGGGAGUUUGUAUGAUAGGUUGAACCGGCCUAGUGAAAUCGAACGUAAUGCAGAAUGUGAAGAAACACACGUCAUAAAUAAAAAAAAAGAAAGAUUGACUACGGAGUGGGAUAGAGCACCCCAAAAAGUUACAAUUGACAACGAGCAAAAUGCCAGAAAAGAUAAUGAACCACAAAAGGUCAGUUUGUACAACAGGUUGAACAGGCCUGUUGGGACCGAAUACUAUGAACCGACCAAGGGGAGUUUAUACGACAAGUUGAACUGGCCCAGUCCAAUGGAACAUAAUACAGAUUGUGAAGAAAGGAACUUUGUUAACCAAGAAAAAGAAGUAUUAACGACAGAGGAGUGUGGAGCAUUCCAAAAAGUCUCAAUGGACAGUGAGCAAACUACCGAAAAAGAUAAUGAACCGAAAAAAGGUAGUUUGUAUGCCAGGUUGAACAGACUUGUUGGAACCGAAUAUAAUGAACCAACAAAGGGGAGUUUGUAUAUCAAGUUGAACAGUCUUGGUGGAGUCGAAUAUGAUACAGAAUGUCAACAAAAAAUUGCUAUUGACAAAGAAAAAGGAAGAUUAACUCCUGAGAAGGAUAGAGCAUUUCAAAAAGUCACCAUUGACAACGAGCAACCGACUGGAAAAGAUCGUGAACCAGAAAAGGGUAGUUUGUGUGCCAGGUUGAACAGGCCUGUUGAUACAGAAUAUAAUGAACUAACCAAGGAAAGUUUGUAUGACAAGUUGAAUACGCCUGUUGGUACCGAAUAUAAUGAACCAACGAAGGAAAGUUUGUGUGACAAGUUGGCCAGGCCUGGUGGAAUGGAAUACAAUGCAAAACAAGAGUUGUAUAAAGCACCCCAAACAGUCACCAUUGACAAUGAGCAACCGACGAGAAAAGAUAAUGAACCGGAUAGAAUAAUCGAACCUAGUGCAUUCGAUAAUGCAGAACAUGAAGAAAAAAACAUUAUCAACAAAGAGAAAGAAGGAAUAGCUACAGAGUGGGACAGUGUAUCCCAAGAAGUUGCAAUUGACAACAAGGAAACUGCCGAAGAAGAAGAAGAAGAUAAUGAGUUGGAAGAGGGGCGUUUGUAUACCUGGACGGAAAGUCCUCGUAAGACCAAAUAUCAUGACCGAACUUCCGUAAAUUUAUAUGACAGGUUGAACAAGAUUGGUGGAGUCAAAUAUGAUGAACAACAAAGGAUGAGAUUGAUGAUGAGCGGGACCGAAACCGAGACCGAGACCGAGACCAAGUAUGAUGAAGCGAAGAGAAGGAAAAAAAGUUUUUUUGGCAGGGCAUUAGAAGAAAAGAAUAAAAAAAAAAAAGCAAAAGAAGUAUUACCCCCAAAGGAGGUUAUUCCAUCCCAGAAAGUCACAAUUGACAAACAAGAAAAAGUAAAAUUGGAUGCCAAGUUGAACAAGCUUGAUGGGCAUGAAUAUAGUGAGGAAAAAUCGAAUACAAUAACAAUUAGGGCCAAGUCAUUCGAAAUAUCCGCAACUGAAAUGUUGAAGAUACAGACUGAGGCCGAAAAGGAGGAAGAGUUUGAAAAAAAAUUGGAAAUAAAAAUUGAAGAAAAGAGUUUGAAAGGGCCUGAUGAGACCGAUUAUGAUGCAAAGAAAAAGCAAACAAAGGAUGUACAAAAAAACAUUCGUAUGAAUGCCAAGAACUUGUUUAAAGGGGUAACAUAUAGUGACGAAAAAUCAAAUAUGACAACAAUUAGGGCUAAGUCAUUCGAAAUGUCCACAAUUGAUAUGAAAACAAUGAAGGAAAUGAUGGAAGAAAUGAAAAAGAAAAGGAAGGGAAAGAUGAAGAAAGAGACUGAGAGUGAGGAGAAGGAAGGGUUGGAAGAAGAAAUGGAAGUAAAAAUUAUAGAAAGGAUAGAGAAUGAAUCGGAAGAAGAAAUGGAGAAGAAAAUAGAGAAAAAGAUGGAAGUAUGGAUGGAGGAUUCGGCGGACAACAUUUAUAAAGGGACUUCAUCUCUGGGUAGAGAAAAGGGAAUGAUGAAGGGAAAAAAGGAAGGAAAUACGAAGGAAAUGUUAAAAGGAGAGAUGGCGGGCGACAGAAUUAAAAAGAUGAAAGGAGAAAAGAAAGGAACGAUGAAGAAGAAAAAGGAGGGUAAGAUAAAGGGAAAGACGAAUGAAAAGGUACCCAAAAAGACAAAACAAAAAGGUAAAGACACCAUAAAAAUGUCUCAAAAAAUAAAGAAUCGUUUAAAAGAAACUAUGGAGUCAGAAUUUGUUGAAAAUAUACAAGAAAAGAAAAGGCGAAGAAAAGUUGUCAAGGUAAUUAAUAAGCAAAAAGCAGUAGAGCAAAAAGAACUAAAACAAACCUUGCGUUCAUUAAAAAGACAAGAGAAAAACGUUAAAAAAAAGAUAAAACAAUUGAAACAACGCAGAGCUAGAGAAAAAUUAAUGGCGAAUAUAAAAACCAAAACGAAACGGAAAUGCAAUAAGUGCAAACGAGGAAUCGUCGGAAUACCAAAAAAGAUAAAACAAAUAAAGCCGAAAGAAGUUGUAAAAACGAUGAAGAAAAUGACACCUAAUCAAAUCAGAAACCAUAUAAUAGCUAAAACAAUGAAGAAAGUAGAUACGUUCAAACAGUACGCACUCCGUAAGACGAAGGAACUCGAGAAGCAGUUACCAG